UCAUCUACUUUAAAAAAAAAACCGCGUGAGCCACGGUGGAUCUUAUCUCAUCAACAAGAAUUUCCAUUUUCCAGUUGUCACAAAACUUGGCGCGAUAUAAAAACUACGAAAGAAUCCAAAGAUGAAAUUGCUUGUGUGUACGUGUUACCUGUCUUGCAUGGCGAUUAUCGGUUUUGCGCUUGCACUGCCGGUGAACAAAACUUCCAUCAACGCGAUACAUCCUAUAGUUCCUGAUAUAGUUAGAACAUCGAAUCAAGACUUAUUACGGCUCUACGAAUCGUCGCAGGACGCGGAAGUCCGUCCUGGUUUAUUUGAAGGAGAUAUAGCUGUCACCAGCGAGUACUUCGAUUACUGGCGCGUCGGUUUACGUUGGGACGUUUUUCCGGAUAAAUUAUGGGAAAAUAGGACAGUUCCUUACAUAAUCAGCGCCCUGUACAAUGUAACGGAUUACGUGAAAAUAUAUAAAGCCGUCACGUAUAUAAAUUAUAUGACAUGCAUAAAAUUUAUUCCAUGGGAUGGUAAAGCCAAGGAUUUCUUGCUGAUUUGGCCGACAAUGCAUCCGAAAGGGUGCUGGUCAUUUGUUGGAAAAUUUGGUGGAGCACAGAUACUUUCUCUAGAACCGCCAGACGAAAAGGGGCCAAAUUGCUUAGAAAACGAGGGAAGAGCGAUACACGAGUUGAUGCAUGCUCUCGGUAUUUUCCAUGAGCACAGUCGCGCUGAUAGAGACAUGUAUAUAGACAUACACUAUGAGAAUAUUAUCCCUGAAUUUCGAUCCAACUUCAACAAGCAAUCACCGGAGAACGCGACGUACAAUUACGAAUACGGAUAUAAUAGUAUCAUGCAUUACGGAAGCCAUUUCUUCAGCACAAAUCCUACAAAACCGACUUUGACACCAAAAAUACCAGGCGUCACGAUUGGCCAACGAAAAGCGAUGAGUAAAACUGACUGUCUGAAGCUGAACGAUCUGUACGGAUGCUUGGACAAACUAGAGGAAGCGCAAAUAUAUUACAAUAUUUGUAAAACAUUAGGAUUAUGAAUCUACAAACAUAUUUAUUUUUUUAUAUAAAAUUACAAAAAAAUGGUUAAAACUAUGAACUAAAUCAAUUAAAUAAUAUACAU
Molecule: messenger RNA, 1119 nt
Organism: Monomorium pharaonis (pharaoh ant)
Lineage: Eukaryota; Metazoa; Arthropoda; Insecta; Hymenoptera; Formicidae
Product: astacin
Exons: 6
Coding region: 122-1036 (304 amino acids)
Biological process (GO): proteolysis
Molecular function (GO): zinc ion binding; metalloendopeptidase activity
Source: RefSeq, a predicted model, not a curated record